This is a messenger RNA of Pangasianodon hypophthalmus (striped catfish), 12105 nucleotides long. Its product is annotated as serine-rich adhesin for platelets. NCBI's taxonomy places the organism in Eukaryota, Metazoa, Chordata, Actinopteri, Siluriformes, Pangasiidae. Bases 182 to 9475 code for a protein of 3097 amino acids. The record is from RefSeq and is a predicted model, not a curated record. The transcript has 18 exons.
ACACAGAGCCUAUAAAAACGCCAAACCAAGACAAGCAUUGCUUUAGUAGCCUGAAUAUUGGGACUAUGACACUGACCUGAGACUGAGGACUUCAAUUUUAUUCAGAUUCCUUAAUAAGAACUCUAACUUAAAACUUACAAAGAAUACAGAGCAACUGGGGUAUUAUUGGAAAACAAUCAGGAUGAAGAGAAAAGAACUGAUCGUGUUCAUACUGAGUAGCAUUCUACAAAUAUCAUUUGGACAAACAACCACAAUAUCACCAAGCACUGAAACAACUGCAGAUGUCACAUCUGCAAUAUCACCAAGUUCUUCUGCUGGAACAACUGCAGAAACGACACUGCUAACCUCUACUAGUGUUAGUGAAACAACAGAAUCCGCAGCUGUCACAUCUUCAACAUCACCAAGUUCUUCUGCUGGAACAACUGCAGAAACGACACUGCUAACCUCAACUAGUGUUAGUGAAACAACAGAAUCCGCAGCUGUCACAUCUUCAACAUCACCAAGUUCUUCUGCUGGAACAACCGCAGAAACGACACUGCUAACCUCUACUAGUGUUAGUGAAACAACAGAAUCCGCAGCUGUCACAUCUUCAACAUCACCAAGUUCUUCUGCUGGAACAACUGCAGAAACGACACUGCUAACCUCAACUAGUGUUAGUGAAACAACAGAAUCCGCAGCUGUCACAUCUUCAACAUCACCAAGUUCUUCUGCUGGAACAACUGCAGAAACGACACUGCUAACCUCUACUAGUGUUAGUGAAACAACAGAAUCCGCAGCUGUCACAUCUUCAACAUCAUCAAGUUCUUCUGCUGGAACAACUGCAGAAACGACACUGCUAACCUCUACUAGUCUUAGUGAAACAACAGCAUCCACAGCUGUCACAUCUUCAACAUCACCAAGUUCUUCUGCUGGCACAACCGCAGAAACGACACUGCUGACCUCAACUAGUGUUAGUGAAACAACAGAAUCCGCAGCUGUCACAUCUUCAACAUCACCAAGUUCUUCUGCUGGAACAACUGCAGAAACGACACUGUUAACCUCAACUAGUCUUAGUGAAACAACAGAAUCCACAGCUGUCACAUCUUCAACAUCACCAAGUUCUUCUGCUGGAACAACUGCAGAAACGACACUGCUAACCUCAACUAGUCUUAGUGAAACAACAGCAUCCACAGCUGUCACAUCUUCAACUUCACCAAGUUCUUCUGCUGGAACAACUGCAGAAACGACACUGCUGACCUCAACUAGUGUUAGCGAAACAACAGAAUCCACAGCUGUCACAUCUUCAACAUCACCAAGUUCUUCUGCUGGCACAACCGCAGAAACGACACUGCUGACCUCAACUAGUGUUAGUGAAACAACAGAAUCCACAGCUGUCACAUCUUCAACAUCACCAAGUUCUUCUGCUGGAACAACUGCAGAAACGACACUGUUAACCUCAGCUAGUGGUAGUGAAACAACAGAAUCCGCAGCUGUCACAUCUUCAACAUCACCAAGUUCUUCUGCUGGAACAACUGCAGAAACGACACUGCUAACCUCUACUAGUCUUAGUGAAACAACAGCAUCCACAGCUGUCACAUCUUCAACAUCACCAAGUUCUUCUGCUGGAACAACCGCAGAAACGACACUGCUAACCUCAACUAGUGUUAAAGAAACAUCAGAAUCCACAGCUGUCACAUCUUCAACAUCACCAAGUUCUUCUUCUGGAACAACUGCAGAAACGACACUGCUAAUCUCGACUAGUCUUAGUGAAACAACAGAAUCCGCAGCUGUCACAUCUUCAACAUCACCAAGUUCUUCUGCUGGAACAACCGCAGAAACGACACUGCUAACCUCAACUAGUCUUAGUGAAACAACAGAAUCCACAGCUGUCACAUCUUCAACAUCACCAAGUUCUUCUGCUGGAACAACUGCAGAAACGACACUGCUAACCUCAACUAGUGUUAGUGAAACAACAGAAUCCACAGCUGUCACAUCUUCAACAUCACCAAGUUCUUCUGCUGGAACAACUGCAGAAACGACACUGCUAACCUCAACUAGUCUUAGUGAAACAACAGAAUCCACAGCUGUCACAUCUUCAACAUCACCAAGUUCUUCUGCUGGAACAACUGCAGAAACGACACUGUUAACCUCAACUAGUCUUAGUGAAACAACAGAAUCCACAGCUGUCACAUCUUCAACAUCACCAAGUUCUUCUGCUGGAACAACCGCAGAAACGACACUGCUAACCUCAACUAGUCUUAGUGAAACAACAGCAUCCACAGCUGUCACAUCUUCAACAUCACCAAGUUCUUCUGCUGGAACAACUGCAGAAACGACACUGCUAACCUCAACUAGUCUUAGUGAAACAACAGAAUCCACAGCUGUCACAUCUUCAACAUCACCAAGUUCUUCUGCUGGAACAACUGCAGAAACGACACUGCUAACCUCAACUAGUGUUAGUGAAACAACAGAAUCCACAGCUGUCACAUCUUCAACUUCACCAAGUUCUUCUGCUGGAACAACUGCAGAAACGACACUGCUAACCUCAACUAGUCUUAGUGAAACAACAGCAUCCACAGCUGUCACAUCUUCAACAUCACCAAGUUCUUCUGCUGGAACAACUGCAGAAACGACACUGCUAACCUCUACUAGUCUUAGUGAAACAACAGCAUCCACAGCUGUCACAUCUUCAACAUCACCAAGUUCUUCUGCUGGAACAACCGCAGAAACGACACUGCUAACCUCAACUAGUGUUAAAGAAACAUCAGAAUCCACAGCUGUCACAUCUUCAACAUCACCAAGUUCUUCUUCUGGAACAACUGCAGAAACGACACUGCCGACCUCAACUAGUCUUAGUGAAACAACAGAAUCCGCAGCUGUCACAUCUACAACAUCACCAAGUUCUUCUGCUGGAACAACUGCAGAAACGACACUGCUAACCUCAACUAGUGUUAGUGAAACAACAGAAUCCACAGCUGUCACAUCUUCAACAUCACCAAGUUCUUCUGCUGGAACAACUCCACGAACAACACUGGAAUCUUCAACUGAUGUUAGUCACACAUUUUCUGGAUCAACUUCAGGUACUACAAUGGGACCAUCAACAGGUGUUAUUGACACAUCCGUGACUACAGCAGACACAUCAGAAACGCCAUCAAGUUCUGGAUCAACUACAGCUACACCUGCUCCUGCUACAUCCACAUCCACAGGAUUAUCAUCAGGUCCUCCUGCCAUUUCAACUACAAGUACUGCCUCAGUAACAUCAACCAGUGCUGUUACUGUCACAUCACAAAGUCUUUCUACUUUAGGCCCAGGUCCAGUGGUGUCCAUUAGCUUCACCACCGCCGAGCCAUUUGAUAAUGACUUACUAAACUCAUCUUCUUCUGUCUACAAGAACCGUGAAACUCGUAUCAAAACUGAGUUUCAACCAGUUUUUAAAAGCAAAUUCAGCAACUUCAUUAUGCUGAGAGUAACUGGUUUCAGACCUGGGUCAACCAUCUCAGAUGUUGAGUUAACAUUCAGUGAAAGUCUGCCUAGUAAUUCGUCAAUCACUGAUACCAUGAAGAGUGCAAAUACAAGCUUUGUAAUCACAAGUGUCGGUGUAAAUGGAACGGAAUAUGACGUAACAGCAACGACUACGACACAGACUGCAACAAAUGCAGCUACAACAGACAUCACAACAGAAGCUACAGCAAGCACAGACACUACUACAGUUGCACUGGAAACAUCAACAAGUGUUACUACCCUAUUGACUACAGAGAGUACACUGCAAACUUCAACAGGUGUCACAUCUGAAACAGAAUCCUCCACAGCUAUCACACUGCAAACAUCAACAGGUGUUACAUCAGAACCACCAUCAACUUCUCCUUCAGGAUCAACUACAGCUAUCACACUGCAAACAUCAUCAGGUGUUACAUCAGAACUAUCAUCAACUUCUCCUUCAGGAUCAACUACAGGCAUCACAGUGGAAACAUCAUCAGGUGUUACAUCAGAACCACCAUCAACGUCUACUUCAGGAUCAACUACAGCUAUCACACUGCAAACAUCAACGGGUGUUACAUCAGAACCACCAUCUAGUUCUCCUUCAGUAUCAACUACAGCCAUCACAGUGGAAACAUCAUCAGGUGUUACAUCAGAACCACCAUCAACUUCUCCUUCAGUAUCAACUACAGGCAUCACAGUGGAAACGUCAACAGGUGUUACAUCAGAACCACCCUCAACUUCUCCUUCAGGAUCAACUACAGCCAUCACAGUGGAAACAUCAUCAGGUGUUACAUCAGAACCACCCUCAACUUCUCCCUCAGGAUCAACUACAGGCAUCACAGUGGAAACAUCAACAAGUGUUACAUCAGAACCACCAUCAACUUCUCCUUCAGGAUCAACUACAGGCAUCACAAUUGAAACAUCAACAGGUGUUACAUCAGAACUAUCAUCAACUUCUCCUUCAGGUUCAACCACUGGCAUCACAGUGGAAACAUCAACAGGUGUUACAUCAGAAUCACCAUCAAGUUCUCUUUCAGGUUCAACUACAGGCAUCACACUGCAAACAUCAACAGGUGUUACAUCAGAACCACCAUCUAGUUCUCCUUCAGGAUCAACUACAGGCAUCACACUGCAAACAUCAACAGGUGUUACAUCAGAACCACCAUCAACCUCUCCUUCAGGAUCAACUACAGGCAUCACAGUGGAAACAUCAACAGGUGUUACAUCAGAACCACCAUCAACUUCUCCUUCAGGAUCAACUACAGCCAUCACACUGCAAACAUCAACAGGUGUUACAUCAGAACCACCAUCUAGUUCUCCUUCAGGAUCAACUACAGGCAUCACACUGCAAACAUCAACAGGUGUUACAUCAGAACCACCAUCAACCUCUCCUUCAGGAUCAACUACAGGCAUCACAGUGGAAACAUCAACAGGUGUUACAUCAGAACCACCAUCAACUUCUCCUUCAGGAUCAACUACAGGCAUCACAGUGGAAACAUCAACAGGUGUUACAUCAGAACCACCAUCUAGUUCUCCUUCAGGUUCAACCACUGACAUCACACUGCAAACAUCAACAGGUGUUACAUCAGAACCACCAUCAACUUCUACUUCAGGAUCAACUACAGGCAUCACAGUUGAAACAUCAACAGGUGUUACAUCAGAACCACCAUCUAGUUCUCCUUCAGGUUCAACCACUGGCAUCACACUGCAAACAUCAACAGGUGUUACAUCACAACCACCAUCAACGUCUCCUUCAGGAUCAACUACAGGCAUCACAGUUGAAACGUCAACAGGUGUUACAUCACAACCACCAUCAACUUCUCCUUCAGGAUCAACUACAGGCAUCACAGUGGAAACAUCAACAGGUGUUACAUCAGAACCACCAUCAACUUCUCCUUCAGGAUCAACUACAGCUAUCACACUGCAAACAUCAUCAGGUGUUACAUCAGAACUAUCAUCAACUUCUCCUUCAGCAUCAACUACAGGCAUCACAGUGGAAACGUCAACAGGUGUUACAUCAGAACCACCAUCAACCUCUCCUUCAGGAUCAACUACAGGCAUCACAGUUGAAACAUCAACAGGUGUUACAUCAGAACCACCAUCAACUUCUCCUUCAGGUUCAACCACUGGCAUCACACUGCAAACAUCAACAGGUGUUACAUCAGAACCACCAUCAACUUCUCCUUCAGGAUCAACUACAGGCAUCACAGUUGAAACAUCAACAGGUGUUACAUCAGAACCACCAUCUAGUUCUCCUUCAGGUUCAACCACUGGCAUCACACUGCAAACAUCAACAGGUGUUACAUCAGAACCACCAUCAACUUCUCCUUCAGGAUCAACUACAGCUAUCACACUACAAACAUCAUCAGGUGUUACAUCAGAACUAUCAUCAACUUCUCCUUCAGGAUCAACUACAGGCAUCACACUGCAAACAUCAACAGGUGUUACAUCAGAACCACCAUCAACCUCUCCUUCAGGAUCAACUACAGGCAUCACAGUUGAAACGUCAACAGGUGUUACAUCACAACCACCAUCAACUUCUCCUUCAGGAUCAACUACAGGCAUCACAGUGGAAACAUCAACAGGUGUUACAUCAGAACCACCAUCAACUUCUCCUUCAGGAUCAACUACAGCUAUCACACUGCAAACAUCAUCAGGUGUUACAUCAGAACUAUCAUCAACUUCUCCUUCAGGAUCAACUACAGGCAUCACAGUGGAAACGUCAACAGGUGUUACAUCAGAACCACCAUCAACCUCUCCUUCAGGAUCAACUACAGGCAUCACAGUUGAAACAUCAACAGGUGUUACAUCAGAACCACCAUCAACUUCUCCUUCAGGUUCAACCACUGGCAUCACACUGCAAACAUCAACAGGUGUUACAUCAGAACCACCAUCAACUUCUCCUUCAGGAUCAACUACAGGCAUCACAGUUGAAACAUCAACAGGUGUUACAUCAGAACCACCAUCAACUUCUCCUUCAGGAUCAACUACAGCUAUCACACUGCAAACAUCAUCAGGUGUUACAUCAGAACUAUCAUCAACUUCUCCUUCAGUAUCAACUACAGCCAUCACAAUGCAAACAUCAACAGGUGUUACAUCAGAACCACCAUCAACUUCUCCUUCAGGAUCAACUACAGCCAUCACACUGCAAACAUCAACAGGUGUUACAUCAGAACCACCAUCAACUUCCACUUCAGGUUCAACUACAGCUAUCACACUGCAAACAUCAACAGGUGUUACAUCAGAACCACCAUCAACUUCUACUUCAGGAUCAACUACGGCUAUCACACUGCAAACAUCAACAGGUGUUACAUCAGAACCACCAUCUAGUUCUCCUUCAGGUUCAACUACGGCUAUCACACUGCAAACAUCAACAGGUGUUACAUCAGAACCACCAUCAACUUCUACUUCAGGAUCAACUACGGCUAUCACACUGCAAACAUCAACAGGUGUUACAUCAGAACCACCAUCUAGUUCUCCUUCAGGUUCAACUACGGCUAUCACACUGCAAACAUCAACAGGUGUUACAUCAGAACCACCAUCAACUUCUACUUCAGGAUCAACUACGGCUAUCACACUGCAAACAUCAACAGGUGUUACAUCAGAACCACCAUCUAGUUCUCCUUCAGGUUCAACUACAGGCAUCACAGUGCAAACAUCAACAGGUGUUACAUCAGAACCACCAUCAACUUCUCCUUCAGUAUCAACUACAGCCAUCACAAUGCAAACAUCAACAGGUGUUACAUCAGAACCACCAUCAACUUCUCCUUCAGGAUCAACUACAGGCAUCACAGUGGAAACAUCAUCAGGUGUUACAUCAGAACCACCAUCAACUUCUACUUCAGGAUCAACUACAGCUAUCACACUGCAAACAUCAUCAGGUGUUACAUCAGAACUAUCAUCAACUUCUCCUUCAGGUUCAACCACUGGCAUCACAGUGCAAACAUCAACAGGUGUUACAUCAGAACCACCAUCUAGUUCUCCUUCAGGAUCAACUACAGGCAUCACAGUGGAAACAUCAACAGGUGUUACAACAGAACCACCAUCUAGUACUCCUUCAAGAUCAACCACAGGCAUCACACCAAAAACAUCAAGAGGUGUUACAUCAGAACCGCCAUCUAGUACUCUUUCAACAUCAACUACAGGCAUCACACCAAAACCAUCAACAGGUGUUACAUCAGAACCGCCAUCUAGUACUCCUUCAAGAUCAACUACAGGCAUCACACCAAAAACAACAACAGGUGUUACAUCAGAACCACCAUCUAGUACUCCUUCAAGAUCAACCACAGGCGUCACACCAAAAACAACAACAGGUGUUACAUCAGAAUCGCUAUCUAGUACUCUUUCAACAUCAACUACAGGCAUCACACCAAAACCAUCAACAGGUAUUACAUCAGAACCACCAUCUAGUACUCCUUCAAGAUCAACUACAGCCAUCACACCAAAAACAUCAACAGGUGUUACAACGGGAACACCAUCUAGCCCUUCUUCAAGAUCAACUACAGUUGAACCUACAACAAGCCCAGUUGCCAUACGGUAUAUUAGCUUUACCACUGAUGAAACAUUUGUUCCUGACCUAUCAAUCCAAUCUUCAUCUGCCUUCAAUGACCGAGCAAAACUUGUCAUAACAAAGCUUGAACCAAUCUUAAAGAAGAAUUCCAGCAACUUCAUCAAACUAACAGUGAUUCGUUUCAGGUCUGGAUCAAUCAUCACAGAUAUGAGUUUAAGCUACACAAAUCAAGGAGGUCUUCCCAGUGAUCAACAAAUCAUUGACACAAUAAAGAAUGCAGAUACAGGUUUUGUCAUGACAGAUGUUUUUGUAACACAAACAGCAACUACUACUACUCCGACCAUACCUACUACAAUAGCAACUAUUUCUUCUGCUACUACAAAACCACUUGAUACAACAACUACUACAAAAGCACCUACAGUAACUACAGCUACUACAAAAACAACUAUUACAGCUGCUACUACUACAAAACCAACUGUUCCAAUAGCUACUACAAAAGCACCUACAAAACCUACAGCAAUUACUACAAAAGCAACUACUACAAGUACAACUCCAGCAACCACAAAAGCUACUACUAAAAUAACUACUACUACUACAAGUACUACUACCACUACCACCCCAAAACCAACAACAACAACAACAACAACAACAACAACAACAACCACAACAACAACAACAACAACAACAACAACUGUUGUACCAACUCGUCCACCGCCAACUGUCGAGAUGAGUGUUGGUCUCAAGCAUACUUAUGUUCCAGAGCUUAAUAAUCCUCAGAGUAAGGAAUUCAAAGAAUUGGCAGACAUUGUGGUUCAAGUGCUGGAUCAAAUCUAUAAAGAACUAUAUGGCCCUCUGUUCAUCCGGACCAUUGUCCUAGCCUUCAAACCUCAGUCCAAACGUGCAGAUGAAAACACGCAAGCAGAGGUCCAGCUGGUAUUCAACGAGAACUCCAUAAAGCCUGUCCCAGCCGGUGAAGAAGUAGUGAAUGCUCUGAAAGAGGUUGCACAAAAUAAUAAUAAUUUCAACGUGCAAUUUGAUGCCAACGCAAUCACUGUCAUCAAUGAGCCGUACAGUAUCCCUGUGCAAUUCCGAACAAAUGGGACUUUUGUAGCAGCUCUCUCAAAUACUAAUUCAGAUUUAUUCACAAACAGAUCAAUCAUGGUUAAGACAGGACUUACCCCUUUUUUCACUGGUGACUUCCCUACUGCAUUCAGCAUCUUAACCAUGUCAAACUACAGCAACGGAGGACGUAAAGAAAAUGCAGAUUCAAUUCUGAACUUCAUGGACUUGGCUUUUGCCAAAUCUGCUGAACUUCCCAACAACACCCAAAUUGGGGAAACUAUGCUUAGAGCAGCCAGAAAUAACAGCCUUCCCUUCAAGAUCUUCACCAGUGACAUCAUAGUGAAUGGCACACUAAUAUCAUCGAGCGAUGUCAGCAGCAAGAUCAGUGUGCUCAUGGCGUGCUUCAUGGUGGCUGUGUCACUUCUGUUCACAUGGUCCAGCUGAUGCUAAACCACGUCCUCCAUUCAGAAUGAGAACCUUCACCAAGUUUGACACUCUAGUUCCCUUCAUGAACAAUGCAAAUUUGCCUAGCUAGUUUUUAAAUAAUGUGCAUGCUUAAAAAGCACAAUAAGAAAAGCAUCAUAAGAAUCUCCACAAGCCAGCCUGUAUGAUGUGCAAGGAUAGGGUUUGGUCAGUACUCAUAGCUUUAAUUAAUUUGAAUAAAUAGGUAAGCUUGUGAUGGGCAUUUUGUAAAUGAUUGUUUGUAUUUGAAUCAAUCCUGGAGUCAAAUUUUCAAGCAUGAUGAAAUUUUAUUUGACACGUGAAAACUCGACAAGCUAAAAUGGCAAAGGCACUAUGGUUACAUGUUGUGUAUUAUUCUAUUAUAGGUUACCAUUAGCAUGUAUACUUGCACAUAAAUGCACAUACAAAAAUGUUAUCUAUUGAACAGGCUUUGGUUUAAUAUUCUGGCCCUUAUCUUUUUUGUGUCUUAAGCCACAGAAAAAAUCUAAGAAAAGCGUUAUGAGUUUUUGCAAAUGAUUUAAGCUAAAUGAUCUUGUCUCAAAUUAUGUUUUAGUCUAAAUUGAGCAUGGAUGAAAUAACACAAAUGAAACUGCUGCCUGUAAAACACAAAAUACCUACAAAGUGGUUUGACUAGUUUUAAUACCUCUCUAUCAGUGUUUACUCUGGCAUGCUACUCAACAACUUUGUGAGACAAAGACAAUUGUAUAUUCUCAUGUACUGUAAUUUUCAUAAAGCAGGCAAUGAACUAGAACAUUAUUAUUUGUAGCUGACUUCUAUAAACUUGUGCACUUUACAAAAAUUCUGUUUUUGUUCUUCUGUAAUGUGCUCAGCACUCUGUAUAUAUUUAUUUACUGAACUGGGUAUCUAGGUCCUUAUAUUAUGUAUUUAUUGAAAACUAUUGAUGCUGUAUUGUGCUUGCAUUGAAUGUAGCACCUCAUAUUUAUAAAUGUAUAACUCAGUUUCGAAUAAACUCACGAGAAGCUAUACUACUGACUAUUUUUUAUUGCUAAAAAAAAUUAAUAAUAAACAUUUCUAUAACGGCUAGUGUUAAUGCUAGUUCCAUUCAGGAACAAUAUUACAAAUUAAGUUCCUGGCACACAAUUACCUUCUUUCUUAGAUAAUCAACGCUUAGAUAGUCAUCACUUCUCUAUGCAGCUCAUUCCUCCUGUCAUAACAGAACCAGUUUAACAUGUGACCAUUCUCAUACUGUCAAAUUUGUAAUUCUUCAGUGUAAUAAUUUUAAAUGUCUUUUUCCCUGUUCCUGACUAGCACAGGUUAACACCCAUCUGUGGUUUUCAUGUUGGAAGCACUUCAAAUUCAAGUUCAGGUUCAAGUGAACUUCCUCAUGGUGAAGGACAAAGGAAUUUUAUAUUUGUGCAUCCAGAGAAACAUAAUGGUCAAAGGGUAUGUUAUGAUUUAAACUUUUUUUUCCCACCAGAUGUGUAUCAUUUUGCUGAUCAUUUUGGGCAGCAGUCACAUUAUUCCAAUCUGUGUCAAUUAGAAUCAGAACCAGAAUCAGAAUUAGACUCAUAACAAUAAACUUAACCAGACUCAAAAUCAUAACCAGAAUCAGAAUCAGAACCGGAAUUAUAAUACAGUAUGUGCCCACAGCUGGUGGUUUUUAAGAUUGUCUAAUCAAAUUGUAUGGGAUGUACAUGUUCAGUAUUUGAUGCACCAUUCCUGAAUUUUUCCCAAUUAAUUCAUUAGCAAAGUACAUAGCAUUAGACGUCCAUAUGACAAGCAAACUUACAGAGAUUGAAUGAUGUUUUCAGGAAAAAAGGUAGUUGCCUUAAAAACAAAAUCAGCAUCUAACAGUUUUAAAUAAGUAUUGGAAAAAGGACAUUAACUUCAUUUCAUCCAUUUAAAAAAACUACCUUUUUUUUAAAAAAAACUUUUUAAUACUUGAGUACAUUUAAAAGUAGCAUCUUUUUGACUUUCACUUAAGUACAUUUUCGGUUGGAUGCUUCCACUUUUAAUUGAGUAAGAUUUUUUUUUAUCUGUAUUUUUUUAUCUGUACUUUUAUAUAGGAGAAUUUCUCAGUACUUUUUCUUAUGUUCCCUCCCUGUCCAUUUGCUGGAUCACCUCUCCAUUGGUGUUUCUUGGUAGUACAUCAUGUUGUGCAAAUUAGGCACAGAUUAUAUGGUUCGUCACAUUUCACUUGAAACCCAUAAUUGAGACAUCAAGUCACAUUUGUUCAACUGCAUCAUUAAUAAGCUGCUGGGAAAUAUGAUCCACCCCCCAGUGGUUUACUUCCUUGAGCAUGCCAUAAUUCCAGUUUUGGCAGUUCAUUUAAUUGCACAGAUUCUCUCUCUGUGGUAAUUUCCCUGAGCUAUGUAUAUGUCAAAGAGCAGCCCUGAAAAUAAUUUGCCAUUGUAUUGGGCAAAUUUCAAAAGGAUGCUUAUCUAUUCAGCAGUAAUCAUAUGUACAUAUCAACUGAAUACUCAGCAGGUCAAACACGACAGAAAUGCAGUGUAUUUCUGCUUCUGUGCGUCACAGCUGUGUGUGUCUGUGUGUCAUCUGUCAACAGUUGAUAUGUUUAGAUGAUAAAGUGAGAUUGAUGGCUGAUGUUCCUUCAAAAAGUCCAACCAUUUACACGUAAACAUUAAACACAC